CCUCCCUAGGAGGACCCCGUCCUCGAGCGCUACUUUAAAGGCCACAAGGCCGCGGUCACCUCCGUGGACUUCAGCCCCAGCGGCAAACAACUCGCUACUGCUUCUUGGGAUACCUUUCUCAUGCUAUGGAAUUUCAAGCCACAAGCUAGAGCCUACAGAUAUGUGGGUCACAGGGAUGUUGUGACCAGCGUGCAGUUUUCUCCGCAUGGAAACUUAUUGGCCUCUGCCUCGCGAGACAGAACCGUGAGACUCUGGAUUCCUGAUAAAAGAGGGAAAUCCUCAGAGUUUAAAGCUCACACAGCUCCAGUUCGAAGUGUGGACUUUUCGAAUGAUGGCCAGCUUCUGGUGUCAGCUUCUGAGGACAAGUCCAUCAAAGUGUGGAGCAUGUACCGCCAGCAUUUCCUGUUCUCCCUGUACCGACACACACACUGGGUACGCUGCGCCAGAUUUUCACCUGAUGGAAGACUAAUCGUGUCAUGUAGUGAGGAUAAAACUAUUAAAAUUUGGGAUACCUCAAAUAAGCAGUGUGUUAAUAACUUCUCAGAUCCUAUAGGAUUUGCAAAUUUUGUGGACUUUAACCCAAGUGGUACUUGCAUAGCCUCAGCAGGUUCUGACCAAACCGUGAAAAUCUGGGAUAUAAGAGUGAACAAAUUACUGCAGCAUUAUCAAGUUCACAGUGGUGGAGUUAAUGGCCUGUCAUUCCAUCCUUCGGGUAACUACCUCGUCACUGCAUCUUCAGAUGGCACACUUAAGAUUCUGGAUCUCCUAGAAGGAAGGCUCAUAUAUACGCUUCAAGGACACAUGGGACCUGUCUUUACUGUUUCAUUUUCAAAGGGUGGAGAGCUGUUUGCAUCCGGAGGUACAGACACCCAGGUCUUAUUAUGGAGGACUAACUUUGAUGAAUUUCACUAUAAAGAUCUUCAUAAAAGAAACCUCAAAAGAUUGCACUUUGAUUCACCACCACACCUUCUUGACAUCUACCCAAGAACGCCACAUCCCCAUGAUGGGAAAGUUGAGACUGUGGAAAUUAAUCCAAAGCUCGAGGUCAUCGAUCUUCAGAUCUCUGCUCCUCCUGUUGUGGAUAUCCUUUCUUUUGAUUCUACCACCGAUCACGAAAGAGACCAGCUGGACCAGUGCAGAGAUAACCGGCAGUCUUGUGACUUUAGGAAGGGCACUCUCCCUUCUGCCCUCUGCCUGUGGUGUCAGGUACCAGGGAUGGGCCAGGCCUGGGACACACCGCCUGUCCGGUUCCCACAGCUGAGAGCCAGGCACGCCGACAAUGCCUACAGCUCUCAGCCCACACAGCCAGCAGCAACUGGUUCCUUCCUCUUCCUGCGGAAGAGAAACAUCCUCCGAGAUGAGAAGAAAUCCACCCCGAGGAAUGUGGCCACAGCGGUGGGCCUUUCACACAGGAAAUUGCUGCUUGGCUCUCUAGAAAGUGCUUGUCUCCUGGCCUGCCAGCCCGUCAGGAGCUUCCUGCUGUCCCAGAGGAUGGUUUAG
Carlito syrichta (Philippine tarsier) is the source of this 1500-nucleotide messenger RNA. Its product is annotated as POC1 centriolar protein homolog B-like. The coding region runs from base 121 to 1500 and encodes 459 amino acids. Gene Ontology annotation, cellular component: centriole; ciliary basal body. Gene Ontology annotation, molecular function: protein binding. Lineage: Eukaryota; Metazoa; Chordata; Mammalia; Primates; Tarsiidae. Gene Ontology annotation, biological process: cilium assembly. The transcript is spliced from 11 exons. The record is from RefSeq and is a predicted model, not a curated record.